AUGGAUGCAAUCGCCGAUGUUGUGACCAUGGCUUUUGUGGAACCUACAAUACUUGCUCUUGUCGGUUCUAGGCUUGGAGGGCGCCUGGAGAGGAAAGUAAACGGAAAAGAGACUUUCUCUUCUUCAAUUACCUUCGAACCCCACAUCAUUCAUUUACCAUCAAUUGCCAAUCACCUUGCUUCCACACAUCUCACUAUCCUUCCAAUUCCAUUAUCCAAACGCCAUCCGUCUGCUAUCCCACACGCUGAACCACACAUCUCACCUUCCAAACAUCCGCCCAAGUACACUUAUACCACCCUGCUCCCUCCGUUUCAUGCUUCUUAUCAUCCGCAAGCCAAACUCCCAGCUACCUCCGUCACAAAACCUCCAUCCAGUCAACUUCCUUCGAUCCACCACAUACUCCCUCCGACCAUCCCUACAUCUGAUUUGACAACCUCUCUCGAUUUCAUCCAGGUUCAUCAUCUUCAAGUGUAG
Molecule: messenger RNA, 474 nt
Organism: Vicia faba (fava bean)
Lineage: Eukaryota; Viridiplantae; Streptophyta; Magnoliopsida; Fabales; Fabaceae
Source: the annotation of a GenBank genome assembly